GGAGGGAGGGGGGGGGGCAUCAGCAGUCCAUUUUAUAUUUUAUACUUUAUAGCAUUGGGGAGAUAUUCGAUACAGGGAUUUAAACAGAAAAUUUGUGCGCGUAUUGUUUAAAUAUUGUGUAUUAUAAUAUAUUAAUCACAUUUAAUAAUAAUUUAAACUUAUGUCACAUGUGCGAGAAAUAAAUUGGAUAACUCAAUUAAAAAGACCAGCAUGAAAUGAAAUACUUGCUGAUAUAAUAUAUAUAGAUAUAUAUACACAACAUUUAAGAAUUACAGACAGUUCUCUUUAUAGAAACCCACAAUUAUACGCACACAUUUAAGAGCAAUUGUAUUAUCAUGAAUGAAACUUUAGAAGUACAAAAUAAAGAUUCUGUCAUUAGUGAGCAAGAACGCGAUUUAGCACAAAAUGCACUGUCAGAAUUUCAAAAAGGCUCGUAUGUAUUAUGCUUAUCAUACUUGAAUAAGUUAGAAAGCCUUCGGCCUAUGGAUCUCAAAGUUACGCAUAACAAAGUUGUGGUGGAAUAUUAUAAAAGUGACUUGAAAAAGACUGAAUUAAUGCGAAAAAGUUUAAUCGCCAUAUGUGGCCAAAUAUCAGCAGAUUCCAGCGAGGCCAUAGAUGAUGUCGAGAAGUGUGUUAUGAGAUAUAAUCAAGCUGUUUUGUUGUAUCACACUAAACAAUAUAAUGCUGCACUUCAAAUCAUGACCAGGCUAUUUGCUUUUAUCGAGCCAAUGGAGGAAACUUUAGCAAACAAAGUUUGUCUGCUACUGAUUGAACUAUAUAUAACAAUGGAGCAACCGGAUGCAGCUCUGUCAAUAUUAAAUUAUGUGGAGAGUCAAUAUGUAUCUAUCGACGGUUGUAAAAUAUCAUCCGUUGACAAGGAUGGAGUAAUCAAAUCUAAAAUAAAAGAGCAGAAAGAACAAAAGAAAGACGUCAAUGAUACUGUGACAGAUGCAUUCAAAAUUAAACUCUUAAAAUGUAAAGCAAGAAUAUAUCUUUUGACUCAUCAAUUAAAACUCUGCAAAAAAGAGUGGAAGACGAUAGUUUCGCUAGGCAUAUUAGCGAAUACAUCAACAAUUUUUUUAAAGGCUAAUUUGGAGUAUUUACGAGGAAAUUACAAGAAGGCAAUGAGAUUGUUGAAUUCUGCAACAAUAGAGAUAUUAGAUUUCAAAUUAUGUGGGGAAUCUUCGGCCGUUUUAUAUUAUAAUAAUAUAGCAUGCCUAUACCUUGCAAUGGGCAAACCAAAUUUAGCUUGCUUUUAUCUUCAAAAAGCUCUGCAUGAAAACAAAUGUGCAGUGGAGAGUGUGCAAGUCAAAGACACUGAUCCUUUAUUUUCUCAGUCGCUAUACACACUUGGUGGUAAUAAACAUUAUGAGCUGAUGUACAGUUUAGGUGUAUCAUUGUUGCAUGCUAGUCAAGCAUCAAAAGCUUUUGAUUGCUUCACAGAAGCAGCACAAAAGUUGCAUAAUAAUCCUAAACUUUGGCUCAGAAUGGCAGAAUGUUGUAUCUAUAAUCAUAAAUAUUCGAACAAAGUGGACUUUAAUAUUCCAAAACGACGGAAAGAUUUGGUACAGAAAGUUAUAGGUUCCGGUAUUCAUAAGAAAAUUAUACUGGCCGCAUCUCUUUCAAAAGAUGUUAAUUAUCAUUCGGAAGGCCUAUCCUAUGCAAUACCACAACCAACAUUGGAGUUUGGAUCAUUAUGCCUGAAGAAUGCAUUAUUUUUAUUACCAAAUAAUAAUGAGCCAAAUGUGCCUCAAACAGCCAUAAUAAAUGCACAAACAGUGACAAGUUCACUACCAUUAACAUCUGGUCACAACUUGGGUAUGCAGCAUGCAACGUUAAUAUCCCAAGCUACAAUUAUCGAAUCUUUUAACUUAAAAAUUAGUGUAUUAGCUGCUAGCGCAUAUGUUUCUUUGUGUCUUGGAGAUUAUGUAAUGUCCCUUGAACAUGCAAAGUCUCUACUAAGUUUUAAUAAGUUGCCUGGGGCAUAUAAACUGUUAGGUAAUUUAUAUGCCGCUGAAAGUCUGAUCUUUAUGGAUAAAAUUAGCGAAGCACUCGAAUAUCUCAAGCCGGAAAAUCUUCAAGACUUGCAUACAUUUAUAUCAAUGCCGGAAGUUCAAGAGAAAGAUAAAGAAAAAAUGGAAGAAGUUACGGCAAAGCCUACAAAAGCAUGGUAUCCUACUACGGUUUCUACAGGCAUUGCUGUGUUACGUUACAACUUGGCUGUGGCCUAUGCCAUACGAGGUGAACUAGAUAAAUCUGGAGAAACCUUAAAGCAAGUAUGGAUGUCGAAAGAAUCAGAUUGUGAUAUACCUAUACAAGUAAUAAUGCUGGCAUUGUACAUAGAGCUACAACUAGGUCAUGCUGACAUUUCAAAAUCGAUAAUAAAACAACAUUGUCCACAAUAUCGUUAAUAAUUAAGAUAUGUCUUGACUCUAAAGCUACAGAUAUUUAUAGAUAAUUAAAAUAUUUUUACUAGUAUGUGUGUGUGCGCGUGUGCGUGCAUGUGUGCGUGUGUGUGUGUAUAAAAUAUUCUUAUAUUAAUAACAAUAACUGUUAUAUAAAUGUCCUAAACAUACAAAACUGAAACAUUGAAACUUUUAAGAGAAGACUGGUAAAAAUCUGUUUUUAAAGAAAAAAACAUUUUGUCUUUUUGUAUCACAUUAAAAAUUUCAGUAAAUCUUU
This is a messenger RNA of Formica exsecta, 2682 nucleotides long. It is a transcript of the gene Not10, whose product is annotated as CCR4-NOT transcription complex subunit 10. Lineage: Eukaryota; Metazoa; Arthropoda; Insecta; Hymenoptera; Formicidae. Bases 336 to 2411 code for a protein of 691 amino acids. The record is from RefSeq and is a predicted model, not a curated record. The transcript has 10 exons. Gene Ontology annotation, biological process: negative regulation of translation; mRNA catabolic process. Gene Ontology annotation, molecular function: protein binding. Gene Ontology annotation, cellular component: CCR4-NOT complex.